AUGGGGCGUCGGAGGUAUAUAAUGUGGAGACGAUGGGUGGUGGACAGUGUGGACUGUGACUCCCUGACAAGUGAACACCUUCAGGUCCCCAAGAUGGUCUCCAGGGCUAUAAUGAUUACAUUGGUGGUGUCCGGCUUCGCGGUGGCGGCUCUUGCAAACCCGGAAGCAGUUGCUGGGGUAGCUGCCGGCUACGGCAGAGGGUAUGGCGGAUUUGGCAGUAGUUUAGGCAGUUACAGUGGCUUUGGAGGGUUCCGUGGGAUAUCCGGUGGGUAUGGAGGGUCUGCACGUAGAUAUGGCUACGGCGGUGGCUACGGAAGCGGCUACGGUGGUGGAUAUGGCGGUGGCUACGGUGGUGGAUAUGGCGGUGGCUACGGUGGUGGAUAUGGCGGUGGCUACGGAAGCAGCUACGGUGGUGGAUAUGGUGGUGGCUACGGUAGCAGCUACGGUGGUGGAUAUGGCGGUGGCUAUGGAAGCGGCUAUGGUGGUGUCUCUGGAGGUUACGGAUAUGGAAGCGGAUAUGGUGGUGUCUCUGGAGGUCACGGAUAUGGCCGCUAA
Messenger RNA from Procambarus clarkii (red swamp crayfish), 555 nucleotides. Its product is annotated as keratin-associated protein 21-1-like. NCBI's taxonomy places the organism in Eukaryota, Metazoa, Arthropoda, Malacostraca, Decapoda, Cambaridae. The record is from RefSeq and is a predicted model, not a curated record.